Molecule: messenger RNA, 4422 nt
Organism: Falco peregrinus (peregrine falcon)
Lineage: Eukaryota; Metazoa; Chordata; Aves; Falconiformes; Falconidae
Exons: 5
Coding region: 3871-4287 (138 amino acids)
Source: RefSeq, a predicted model, not a curated record
UGGCAUCCAGCUAAGGUCAACCCACCACAACUGGCAUAUAUCUUCUUAAUCUAAAAGGAAAAAAAAAAAAUACUCCAAGCCAUGUUAUCUCUGGAAAAUGAAACUCAUCAAUAGCAUCUCUUCAUUUGUGGUCUUUGCGAGCUCUUACAUCUUGGUCAACAUAUAGAGCAAAUGUACAACAAGCUGAUACAUUAUCUUGGUGUUUUUCUUCUACAGGGAAUCUUUUUUUUUCCUACAUUAAAAAACCCCAAACUGUACAGAGUUUCUUGGAAACGCUACAGUGGGAUGCAAAUUCUCUCAUGAGAACUCAGAAGACCUGGAGGUUUACUGCUUACCAGGUUAAAAUACCAAUCUGGAAAUUGGAUGUUUGCACAGCAUUUUCAGUUGAUCAACCCACCAUCAAAAUAGGUGCAUUAAAAGACAAUAUAUACCGAAGUAUUUAUACGUAAACCAAAAAUGUACAGGACAUUAGAUGAGGAUUUUCAAAGGAGCCAGAGGGAACUGCCUGUAAGGGAUCACAGAAGUAUAUUGGGAGUUUUGUGUGUUCGCCUUUUCCAAAUACCUGUUCUGGGCUGGAAUCUUACAACUCUAUCACUCAAAAGGUGUGACCCCAAACCAGGCACCCCUGGCUGGUGUGCUGCCCUGGUGCUGGCAGUGUCCCUGGCUGAUGGAGCUCUCUGCCCCCUUCCUUACCCUGCUCAUCCUUUAGUCUGUAGCGAAGUGAUGUGAAGUACGGGGAUAUAAGAUUUGCUGAUGUAUGGUUCUGCCCCAGGCUGACCACAGCGAGUUUCCCUGCUCAGGUUUCCCAGUGGCAGUGUAGGGGAUAUUUCUAUGGGCUAUUGCACUCACUACCUUUGAGCAUUGGGACCUUUAUUACAAAUCCUGGGUUUCAGUUCUUCAUUUUCUUUUUUUUUUUUAUUAUUUUAUUUUUCCAGCCAGAAAACUUAUAAGGGAACAAAAAGCCUCAGAAAGACCAGACAUAGCAUUGGUGGCACCCCACUGGUCUUUUAAGGCUUGUGGGUUUGCCACCUGGGAGAGAAGUGGACUCACGCAGUCACCUUUCUACCUACUGCAAUUUGGCUACUGAAUUUGUUACAAAUAUUUUUCACGUUUUUUGAGCCAAGGUUGAAAAACCAGUGCUUCCUUCCUACUCUAUUUUGGCCUGUGUUUCUAAAAGAGAGAUUAAAGAGAGGAACAGAGGGAGAUCAGAUACCUGGACAUGAGGAGAGAAAAUAAACUGGUGAUUGUAUUUCACACACGUAUGACAACAUACUUGUGAAAAUACAUUGCCACAGCUGGUCAUCAAAAUGAAGACUUUUAAAAUAUCAAAACUAAAUGUUUAAUGAUUAUAUAAAAGAGAUGGUCUUUUUGAUGGGAUGGCAGCAAAUACUAAUUUCCUCUAAAUGCUGGAAUUGAGCCUAAACUCUCCAAAGAGAAGCCGUAACCGGUGCCACUCACUUCUGUGCCUGAUCCACUGCUACUCAUGGCAAGUUAUUUCUCUGCCAAUUUCACUUCUGGUGGUUUCUGAUUCACUGUAAAUUGAAUACAGCUUCUCUAGUGGACCUACUUGCCCUGGAGCAACAACAGCAUGAGAUGGAUCUCACUGAGCAAUCAAAUAGAAAUUGGAAGAUGUAGAGAUAGUGCUGGCACUGCUGUGAGGCGGAACCACGGGCUCAGGGAGCAGCUCUGGAAGCUCUGCCAUUCUGAUUUUCAACUAAUAACAAAAAUACAGAUCUUGCCCUUUUGGGCUAUAGGCAUGGGAAGUUGUUACCUAAUCUGCUCACUGUCCAGUGAACAUAAUUAAGUCUCAUAUAUGGAAAGGUCCUGAUUAUAUAUCCUGCAUACAAUUUACGCCCCAAUUGUUUUCACUUAACGAGCAUGGCAGAUGCAUUGAGACAUCAUUCCUUAGGUGAAGAGGCCCUAGAGACCCUGCUAAGUAGAUCAGAUUUUGUAAAAUCCUUGCAAAGACAGAGCGUAGCAGUUACUGGCCAAAACAGGAUUUCUAAUGAACAUAUUUUCCUUAAAACCAAGAAGCAGUAGAAACUCCUGGAUGUCAUGAAGAGCCCCUUGCCCCACUCUCCCCAUGGCUUGUUAUCAUAUUCCUCACACAACCCUGGCUAAAUCAAAGAUGCUUGUGAAUUCUUUCCUUUUAAAUCGUGUAAAAUCAUUUUUUCAACCAUCUGAGAAACCAAGUGUCCCACAAAUGUUACACAUAGUUUACUUCCUUCAGGGAUUUAUGUUUCAAUCUAAUUGUUCUAGCUCUUGCUGUGGGGCUUUACUGGCUGAAGAAAUAGAGAGCAGCACACCCAUUGCUUUGCUUGAGCAAAAAGCUGUUUCCUCAAGGAUGACAUACCCAUCACAGAAGUCUCUUCAUUGCUUUUCACAGAAUCGUAGGCUGUCGAUCACAAAUCAAUGAUUUUAGCCCUUCUCUAACCAGCCAGUACCUUGAAAGAUGACACUGCCUGGCUCGUGUGCCAUCCAUCCCCAUGACACACAUUUGUGCAUCUGUUGAUCUUAACGUAGCCUGCUGCCAGCUUUAACUUGCCAAGGGAGGGUCUCUGGCUUUUCUAGGUAUUCCCUGGGGCACGUGUGAAAGCUGUAGCUGCCUAAUGGGAUGCAUAUUUCCCACACUAAAUUACGUGAGGACAACUUCAAAUAAAAGGCAGGGAGCAUCCACCCCAACCCAGAGCUGGUGCUGCAAGGAGGCAGCAAGGCAGGAGCAGCAGGCAGGUCCUCCUCCGCUCCCCUUGGCGUGCAGGCAGCCGAGCCGCGCUCCGCCAGAUGAACCCCUUGCCGGUAGGCAAAUGCUAGGGAAAAAACAGCCAAUUGCAAUCCAAUGUUUUCUCUUUCCAGGACAGUUUCCAGAGGGAUUACACUCAUCCUCUAGCCAGAGUGACCAGCAGAAGGCUCAAGCUUUUGGAGAAGAUCUUUGGGGUGUAGCAGGAUUUAAGGCAUAGCAGGAGGAAAGCUUAAAAGUCAACACUGGGGGCCUAAAAGAAAUCUGAAGGGCUACCACUUGCUCUGCCAAGGUGUGCAACUCUGAAAAAGGAAACUUCUGUGGCCAGAGAAAGCUCUAGUGGACGUUCAACAUAAAUUGGAGACUCCAUGUUAGAGAAUUUCUGAGUUAAUACCAUUUUGGUCACUUUUUUUGCAUCCACUUCUUUCUGCUUAGAAGGGAAUGGGUGGGAUGCGACAUCGCAGGCAGUGUUUGCACUCUGAAGGCCCGACCCUUAUCUGCACACUGGUGUACUUGCACUUGAUCGAGGUGGGAUCACAGUCCUUGACUGUGUCCCGAGUCCUUGAUCGCUCUCCAAAGGCAGCAGCUGUAUGUAAUUCAGCAUAACAGCUUCUACAGGCACCACUCCACUACUCUGUCUGGCUGCUCAACAGACCCCUGCGGUGUUACCAACUUUCUUUGAGAAAGGUCCUGCUUUGAAUCCACGGGGAAGCCAGCUUGCAGCCUGUCACUCUGUUUUCUCAGGAACUUUGGCAAUGCUGAACAUUCUUGUGUUUUUGCUUUCAUGGAACUAUAAUUUACAUAAGCACAGGAGACAAGACCCACAUCUGAAAAAAAAAAAAAAGCUUUCGUAGAUUUUUAACUAUUGUUUCCUGCCGGUGUGUGAUAUCAUAAUGUUCAAAUUAAUCACUUCUGAGGAGCAGUUGUGAAUUUCCGCAGUGCUAAAGAAAGUCACGGCAGUAGGUGACUCAAUUCCACAUUUGUUUUCUCUAAAAUGCUGUCCAAGCUAGUGGGUGGGCACUUGGUAUCAGUUUUAUAAUUGGGUUUUUCCAUAUUAGAAUGGGAAUUUUGUGAAGACUCUAUUAAAAGGAGUGUUCUCCUAUUCUUCUGUCACCCAUCAGACUGAGUUGCACAUGAAUGCCAGCAUGCUGUCAUCCAUACUCUUCUCUUGUUUGCUGCUCUCUGUGCAAGCACAGAAUUGCAGUGUCCGUGAAAUUAUCCGGUAUACAAAACGUCUGCUCGAGGGAAGUUCCGUAAGUUGCCCAUGUAGGGAGACAGCUGCCAGUUCAUGUUCGUGUCUUCCCAUCGCUGAGUCUGGCCAUGAAUUGGCAUGCUUUGUGGAAGGAACCGAACACAUGCUGAAAAACAACGUAUCUUCAAGUGCAGUAAUUGCAAGACUUAAUCUAACCUUUCAGACUCAGCUGGACAGAAAAUUCUGUGAAAGCCUGGCACGCGGGAAUCAAUGCCAGUACAAGACCAAGGGAAAUGUGAAGGAGUUUUUGAAUAAAAUCCUGACAACCUAUCAAGAAAUCAAUAAAUCUAGAGCUUAAAAAAAAUAUAAAAAACCCAAAAUUCUUUUAUAAGAAGGGGGAGCAGAAAUGUUAUUUAUUGUAUUUAUUGUCCACCUGAAAUAUAAAAGAUAGAAAUAACAACUGCUAAACCAAUAAAGCCAUAAUUAACCUGAA